Erpetoichthys calabaricus (reedfish) is the source of this 1454-nucleotide messenger RNA. RefSeq names its product chromosome 11 C16orf89 homolog (gene c11h16orf89). The record is from RefSeq and is a predicted model, not a curated record. The transcript is spliced from 8 exons. NCBI's taxonomy places the organism in Eukaryota, Metazoa, Chordata, Cladistia, Polypteriformes, Polypteridae. The coding region runs from base 97 to 1365 and encodes 422 amino acids. Gene Ontology annotation, cellular component: membrane; cytosol.
GCCUCCUCUGUUGCGCGCCGCCGCCGCCGCGCCUCAGCUCCUAGAAGCGGUUGCAGGUGCAGGCGCCGUCGGUCCGUCUGUCAAGCCCGUCGUAAGAUGCGCUCUCACCUUCUCCUGCUGCUGUCCUGUGCGCUGGUGCUGUUCCACGGCGAAGGGCAGCCGGUAGAGGUCAGCGAGCUGCUCCGGGCACUGGACAAGGCGGUUGGCUUCUUUCAAAGAGAGUUUCGGCAGAUCAACCUGGACGGGGUCGUCGGUUUUGGCAUCCUAAAUGGCAAGUGCUCGGUCCGAAUCGAUGGGUUUCUUUCACGUGCCUUAAAUGCUGAAUGGGGCGGGCUGGGGUCAGUGAAUCCAAACGUCUCCUUCCCCACUCAGUGGUUUUAUCACCUUUUCUGUAUUAGGAAUUGUCAGGUUCGGCAGAUCUGCAGGUCUUUCCCUAAUUUAUCUCCUGGUCUCGCUCCGUCUACAGCCGAGUUGGGUGAGGCCUUACGGCGGUGGCCUCCCGCAGAUCAUUCGAUGGAUGCCAACAGUGCAGGCCACGUCUCCAAAGUGAGGAAGAUGAUGCAGAGACUGGACGGUACCCUCCAGCAGGCAUCCUACACCCUACAGGAGAGCGAUCCAUCUUACUUCAGAGAAUUUGAGCCCAUUCUAGACAGCGGCUUUUGGAGCCUCCCCAAAAUGUGGAACACGACCAGCCCACGUCUGGUCUACCCGGCCUUCCAGGAGGUGGCGUGCUUCAGCGAGCAGCUCAGUGACAAGUGCAUCGCCCUCCUGCUUGGAACCUGGAAAGACAAUGGAACUCCGUGCAUUGUCACUAACUCAUGCAGAAACCUGAUGACGAGGUUUGGAUGUGCCGAUUAUUCCCUCUCUCAUCAGCUGCUCUACUUUAUGAUUGGACAAAUGAAAGGCUGUUCAAACAUCCUGCAAGGAGAGCGCAGAGGGUCUCGCAUCAACAUGACUGGACGCGAAUACGAAAGGAUCUUCUGCUCUAACAUGAUGAAACGCAACGUGGCCUUCGAAAAUAGUGGAUUUCCAGUCGAGACGCACGACAUCUUUAUGGAGAACAUAAUGCUGUGUGGGAUGGCAGGCUAUUCUGAUUUCUACAAGUCCAGCUGGCUAAGGCAAAUCCUUGCAUGGCAGGACACUGAAGAGGGCUGUUUUGGAAGACACGAAGGGCUGGCCAAGUCUCGUAUGCAGGAAAGGAAGGUUUUGGAGAUUAUGGAGCUUCAUAAGAGAGUGAAGAGAAGAGAAAAAACAUUGCAUGAUGGUUGUUCGAGUCACAUGACAGCAGUGGCGGUAAGUGCACUAGGAGGGUACCUGGACUACUACCAGACAGAACAGGACGUCACAAAGAGGCCACUGGCAUAGCUCACAGAUGAUGGUUCCUGAUUUGAAGACAUUUUGGGAGGGUGUGUUGUAUUCCAAUAAAAUUAAAAAGAAAAAGCACUUCAGAAUGA